CGGAAGGAAACGACGCCACCACGAAAAAGGAGCCGGUGGCAGCUGGGUUCCUGCGCAGAUGCUGGGGCUGUAGGCGCCGCGCGGCCGGCUCGUUGCGGCUCGCAGGGAGGACGCCGGCGCUCGCCUUCCCUCCGCUGCCCCCGCCGCUGCCAUGAUUCCGGUAUCGCUGGUGGUGGUGGUGGUGGGCGGCUGGACUGCCGUCUACCUGACCGACUUGGUGUUGAAGUCAUCUGUGUAUUUUAAACAUUCUUAUGAAGACUGGCUGGAAAACAACGGAUUGAGCAUCUCCCCUUUUCACAUAAGAUGGCAGACUGCUGUUUUCAAUCGUGCCUUUUACAGUUGGGGACGGCGGAAAGCAAGGAUGCUUUACCAGUGGUUCAAUUUUGGAAUGGUGUUUGGUGUAAUUGCCAUGUUCAGCUCUUUUUUUCUUCUGGGGAAAACGCUGAUGCAGACUUUAGGCCAAAUGAUGGCUGACUCUCCCUCUUCUUAUUCUUCCUCCUCUUCCUCCUCUUCUUCCUCCUCUUCCUCUUCCUCCUCUUCCUCUUCUUCCUCCUCCUCUUCAUCCUCUUCCUCUUCCUCACUUCACAACGAACAGGUGCUACAAGUUGUGGUUCCUGGCAUAAAUUUACCCGUCAACCAACUGACCUAUUUCUUCGCUGCAGUCCUCAUUAGUGGUGUUGUACAUGAAAUUGGACAUGGGAUAGCAGCUAUUAGGGAACAAGUUCGAUUUAAUGGCUUUGGGAUUUUUCUCUUCAUUAUUUAUCCUGGAGCAUUUGUUGAUCUGUUCACCACUCAUUUGCAACUUAUAUCACCAGUCCAGCAGCUAAGGAUAUUUUGUGCAGGUAUCUGGCAUAAUUUCGUCCUUGCACUCCUGGGUAUUUUAGCUCUUGUUCUCCUUCCUGUAAUUCUCUUGCCGUUUUACUACACUGGAGUCGGGGUGCUUAUCACUGAAGUUGCUGAGGACUCACCUGCCAUUGGACCCAGAGGCCUUUUUGUGGGAGACCUUGUCACCCAUCUACAGGAUUGUCCUGUUACAAAUGUACAAGAUUGGAAUGAAUGUCUAGAUACCAUCGCCUAUGAGCCCCAGAUUGGUUACUGUAUAAGUGCAUCAACUUUACAGCAGUUAAGCUUCCCAGUUAGAGCGUACAAACGGCUAGACGGUUCGACUGAAUGCUGUAACAAUCACAGCCUUACAGAUGUGUGCUUUUCCUACAGAAAUAAUUUUAAUAAGCGUUUGCAUACAUGUCUACCUGCCCGGAAAGCAGUGGAAGCCACCCAAGUUUGUAGAACCAAUAAAGAUUGUAAAAAAAGCUCAAGUUCAAGUUUCUGUAUAAUACCUUCUUUGGAAACUCAUACUCGCUUAAUAAAAGUGAAACACCCACCUCAAAUCGAUAUGUUGUAUGUAGGACAUCCACUGCACCUUCACUACACAGUGAGCAUCACCAGUUUUAUCCCACGUUUCAACUUUCUAAGCAUAGAUCUGCCUGUGGUUGUGGAGACAUUUGUCAAGUACCUGAUUUCCCUCUCGGGAGCUCUGGCUAUUGUUAAUGCAGUGCCCUGCUUUGCUUUGGAUGGACAAUGGAUUUUAAACUCUUUCCUAGAUGCUACUCUUACCUCAGUGAUUGGAGACAAUGAUGUCAAAGAUCUGAUAGGAUUUUUCAUCUUGCUUGGUGGCAGUAUACUUUUGGCUGCCAAUGUGACCCUGGGACUCUGGAUGGUUACAGCACGGUAAUAUUUGCACUCAUUUGAUAGAAUCUCUGAGUUACAAUAUACAAUAUUGAAAACCUUACUUGGUGUGAAAUAUAAAGUGUUUCCUUAAAAUUACAUUUUAGCCAACAACUUUAAGUUCUUUAUCCAGAGUAUCCAAACUCUGGGAUGGGGGAUAAACAGAAGAAAUGAAAGGCAUAGUCCCUGAUUACAUUCUAGUUUUAAAGACUGAACCUACAACCUUCAGAUGCUUGUGGAACAAUUUCUAAACAAGUGCAAAUUCAUAUUAAACCAUUUUUGUGUGGCUACGUAUCAUGUUGAAAUAAUGUAAAGGAAAACAGAAUUGGGUAGGAUUAAUUGGGAAAAACUUCUUGAAAAAGCAUCAUUAAUCCAGAUUUGAAGGAGACCAGACUUUGGCCAAGUGGAAAGGUGAGCAUUUUCUUGGUCUAUAUCUCUUGUCCCUUGUCUUGUUUGAAAAGUAUUUUUAAAUUAAACUGUGUAUUAUUUUGUACUCUGACAACUGAGGUCUGAUUACAAUUAAAUUAAUAAAAUUCUGUAAAAGAAUCUGCUGACAUGAAAGGGAAAAUCUUUGUCAAAUGACGCCAAAUAAAUGAACAAAGAGGAAGUAGGGUCUAUAAUAGGGUGAGACAUGUUUUGCCCCACAAGAGUUGCCUCUUUGAUAAUAUGUCCCUAUACUCUCAUAAAGCAACACUACCCUUGACAUUCAGAGUGAGCUGCAGAAGUAUCUCCCACCUGCAGUAUGUGAGCUGAGACAGUUAGGGGUGAACCUCAGAACUGAGCCAGGUGGGUCUUGCGGCAGGUCACAAGACAGAUCACAGGACCUUCUGCAGUCCUGGUUACUGUCCUCUACAGGGCUUCAAAGCUUGGAAUCCUUCCGGGGUAGAUAUUUUCUCUUGUGCUGCUGGAGCUAUCUGGGGCCUAGCUCCUAGGUCCCUGUCUUCAAGAACAAUUACCUUAAGCCCUGAACCAUACUCUGUCCUCACCAGUGGCUCCGAUGUUUCUCUGUGUUGGGUAAUUAAAUAUGUAGUCCUUGCUUUCCAUCUUUCCCCUAAGCUACCUCUGUGGGUCCACGAAAGACUUGGUAGUAGAGUGAGUAUGGCUGCAUGUGAGUACAAAUGUGGAUUUGCCAGUGCCCGGGAACUGACUCUUGAGCCCGAAAGAGCCCUGCCUAGUUUGAGAUCUUUUGGACUGGAGAUGCAGCCCUGGAAGAUCUGGAAAGUCAAUAGGCCAGUGUGAAGCUGUUGGUAUUAGAAGUAUAUGAGCAAGCUGUUUCUUUGAUGAAAAAUAUUUGCUUCUCUCGUAUACUCAAGAACAUGAAUAGUCAUGUAUCCAACUUUUUCACUAAUUGAGGUAUUCGUGGGGUUCACCUCUUUCAGAUCACUGAGUUGCUUUUUAGGCACUAAAGCUU
Eubalaena glacialis (North Atlantic right whale) is the source of this 3136-nucleotide messenger RNA. It is a transcript of the gene MBTPS2, whose product is annotated as membrane bound transcription factor peptidase, site 2. The coding region runs from base 152 to 1732 and encodes 526 amino acids. NCBI's taxonomy places the organism in Eukaryota, Metazoa, Chordata, Mammalia, Artiodactyla, Balaenidae. The transcript is spliced from 11 exons. Gene Ontology annotation, molecular function: protein binding; metalloendopeptidase activity. Gene Ontology annotation, biological process: regulation of response to endoplasmic reticulum stress; membrane protein intracellular domain proteolysis. Gene Ontology annotation, cellular component: cytoplasm; membrane. The record is from RefSeq and is a predicted model, not a curated record.